AUGGCUAUGAAGAAGCAAGCAUCUCUACUUUCAUUUUUCACCAGAAGUCCGAAUCCAAAAAAUGCGAUGCAAGAUGUACCCGUCGGAAAUCAAGCGACCGACCUGAAGCGAAUCACCCCAUCCAAAGUUUGGAGAAUGCAAAAGAAUGUUAAUAGGGAGAAUGACAUCCGAAUGGAAGAAGACCCGCAUACGAAGCGACCACCAAAUGAAGAACUUUCACCAGUAAAAAAGUUACACUCGAAGCGUCGCCGUGUGGUAGUUUCAUCUGAUUCAGAAGAUGAUGAUGUUGAAAUGAUCGACGUGAAAAAAAGUGAGGAAAACAUGUUGCGAAGUCCAAGAUAUAAGUCAGUAAGGAGCGGCUUGUUGUCCCAAUUGAAGUCAUUCCAUCAUGGAAAUAUUUCUUCGGAGACUUCGUCGGUAAACGAAUCCAGACCUUCAAAGCCUAUUAUGAGUGAGGCGGCCAUAUCGUUUAUCAAUUCGUUUCGAGCUGAAGAACAAGGUUCAUCUACGACGAUGUCAAAACUAGAUUAUUCAAUUGGUAGGGAUGUAACGAAUGAAAGCGCAUCUAUUACAUGUUUGGCUACUGUGCCCGAUAUUGAAUCUGUGCGAUUUCCUCAUUUAGACUUUGAUUUUCUUCAACCAGAUCGCAUUCGUGAUGCAGAUAAACGUUUGCGUAGUCAUCCAGAUUACUGUUCGCGCACUUUGUAUGUGCCAGAAGCAUUCAUGAAAAGGCAAACACCUGGACACCGGCAGUGGUGGGCGGCUAAAUCGGCUUAUUUUGAUACAGUUUUGUUUUUUAAAGUUGGAAAGUUUUACGAAAUGUAUCAUAUGGACGCUGUCAUUGGCGUCGAAAAUUUAAAUCUCAGUUACAUGAGGGGUAAUUUUGCGCAUUGUGGAUUUCCAGAAGUAGCUUACGGUCGUUUUGCUGAUCAGCUGGUUAAUCGAGGAUAUAAAGUUGCUCGUGUAGAACAAACUGAAACGCCAACGCAGUUAGAAAGUCGAAAUAAGAUCGAGAAAGCUAAUGACAAAGUUGUAAGGAGGGAAGUGUGCAAUAUUGCUACAUCAGGCACUCGAACAUACGGAGUACUUGAUGGAAAUGAUGAACAAAGCACUGUGGAUGUGAUGGAUACAACAGCACGUCACUUAUACGCUAUAGCUGAAAGGGGUACAGAAAGUGUAGAAUAUGGUGUCUGUUUCAUCGAUACAACCAUCGGUCUGUUCCAUAUUGGCUGCAUCUCGGAUGGCAAUAAUUGUUCUGCUCUAAGGACAUUAUUUUCUCAUUAUCAACCAGCCCAGAUUUUAUAUGAACGCGGACGAGUUUCGUCAUCGACAAUGACUGUGUUUAAUAGUACUGUGAGUGCAGUGCCAAAAGAGGCAUUAGUUCCGAAGAAAGAAUUUUUGGCAUCUGAAAACACUUUGAAGUUGCUGGCAAGCGAUAAAUAUUUCGGCGAAUUAUAUGAUAAGUGGCCAACAGUCAUACUUGAUAUGAUGGAUAGAGACAGCUUGGUCCUAAAGUGUAAUCCUGCGUAUGAUGCAUGUGUUUCAGCUUUAGGAGCUGUUAUUUGGUAUUUAGGAAGAUGCUUAAUUGAUGUUGAUAUGAUUUCAAUGCGAAGAUUUGAGUUAUACAAACCUAUGAACCUUACAAGACCUCUUUCCCAAAAUAAGGAUCAAGAAGAAGGUAGUGAACAAUACUGGAGUGGACGCCGUCUCAUUUUGGAUAGCCUUGCUUUGAAACACCUGAAUAUUAUACCACCUAUUGGUUCUAUAAAGAAAUUUUCACCGUGUGACCCAGUUACCGCAAAAUAUACGCUUUAUAAUGUUAUUAAUAAAUGUGUCACUCCGGCAGGUAAACGUCUCCUUCGGCAGUGGAUUUGUGCUCCUGUUUGCGAUCGGGAGAUUCUAUGUUCGCGGCAGGAUGCAAUAGAAUGGCUUUCUGAAGCGAGAUUGAGGACAUUUAUUGAUAAAGCUAUAGAACUGUUGCGUAAAGUACCUGAUUUGGAACGCUUAAUUCAAAAAAUACACACAUUAGGAUUGAAAUACCGGGCAGAAGAGCACCCUGAUAGCCGAGCGCAAAUGUUCGAAAGUAUGCGUUACAAUAAACGAAAAAUUCGGGAUUUAGUUCGGGCUUUGGAAGGUUUUGAGCGUAUCCAGGAUCUCCGUCUAGAAUUUAUGGAAAAUUUUGGGGACAAUCAGAAAGCAGCAGUUCCCUCAUUGUUGCAACGAUGCUUUGGACAUCGAUUUCCCGACAUCUCAAAUGAUCUGGAACAUUUUAAAAAUGCAUUCAAUCGUGACAAAGCGCAAGAAGAAGGUAUUAUUGUACCAGAAAAAGGUGUAAUUAAGGAAUACGACGAUACGAUUUGUGAUGUAAAGGGAUGCAUCCAUGAAUUGGAUUUGUAUUUGAAUGUCAUCAGGAAGCAACUAUGUUGUUCAAGCAUCAAUUUCUUUGGAAGCGGACGAUCUCGUUAUCAGCUUGAAAUACCAGAAGUGAUCGCUAUGAAUUUGGGACAUGAAUUCGAGCUUAAAUCCUCUCGAAAGGGCUACAAGCGGAUGGUAACAAAUGAACUGAUGAACUUAGUUAGAAAUUUGGACGAAGCUGAAAAUCAACUCGAUAUCUUACGGCGUGAUAUUAUGCGGCGCGUAUUCGCUGAUUUUGGUGACAGGUCUACGAAAUGGACAGUGGUUGUUGAACGUAUGGCUACAUUUGAUGUGCUUCUUUCUUUAACACGUUAUGGUCAUGAUUGUGGUCUAAAUAUGUGUCGUCCGCAAUUUAUUUACGAUAGUAACCUGCCUGUGUUAGAAAUCAGAUCCGGAUACCAUCCGUCGCUUGCUGCUAUAGCUGCUUCAGGCAGUAGUUUCACAUAUAUACCAAACAGUGUUUCACUGGGAGGAAAUGAACCGUCAGCAGUUCUGCUGACAGGUCCGAAUAUGGGUGGGAAAUCGACAUUAAUGCGUCAAGUUGGUGUUCUGGUUGUGCUUGCUCAAAUGGGCAGCUUUGUUCCUGCGGAUGAAAUGAAAUUGUCACCAGUUGAUCGAAUCUUUACAAGGAUGGGUGCGGGUGAUCGAAUUAUUGCUGGUCAAUCUACUUUCUAUGUUGAAUUAUAUGAAACGAAUUUGAUUUUGAGAAAUGCGACCAGACAUUCUCUUGUGAUAAUGGAUGAACUAGGUCGAGGGACAAGCACUCAUGAUGGGACCGCCAUAGCAUAUGCAGUACUGCUAGACGUAGCAACCCGGUUGAACUGUCGUACCUUUUUUUCCACUCAUUAUCACAGUUUGUGUAAAGCAUUUGAAAGUCUUAGCAACGUCAAAACAGCACAUAUGGCUUGCGUUGUUGAAAAUGGAAAUGCCGAAGAUCCAACCAUGGAAAAUGUUACCUUUCUAUAUACGCUAACUGAUGGAGUAUGUCCAAAAUCUUAUGGAUUCUUUGCUGCAAAAAUUUCUGGACUCAGAAAAGAGGUUAUUCGAGCUGCGUUUGCUGCUUCACGGCGUCUUGAUGAAGGAAAAAUGCGAAAGAAACGUAUAGCAGAAUUACGACAACUUGCAUUGAAUGAGGAAUGUAGUACAGCGCAUCUUAGGGAAAUAAUUAAUUCAAUGUUGAUUUCAUCAUGA
Messenger RNA from Cercopithifilaria johnstoni, 3606 nucleotides. The record is from the annotation of a GenBank genome assembly. NCBI's taxonomy places the organism in Eukaryota, Metazoa, Nematoda, Chromadorea, Rhabditida, Onchocercidae.